UCUUAUCGUUUUAUUUAAUAGAGUUAUGUGAAGGUGGAAGACACGGUAAGAACUAACGCAAUGUUUUGCUCAUUUUCUAUGACCAAACCCAUUGUUGCUAAUGCCAACCUUCCCCAAAACCCAGAUUCUUCUUCUUCUUCUUCCUCUACACCCCAACAACUCAAUCUUCCCCAAAACCAAAAACCUUCUUCACUCGCUCCCACAAACAGGCUUCGCCGCCUUCGACCGCCACAGCCUUCUAUCACCCAACUUGAACGUGCUGUUGGCGCCGGAAGCUUCAGAGACGGCGAGCCCGAGCUCAAAAUGAACAAAGAUUCAGACAUAAAGAAGACUGUAUUGGAUUUGUUCUUGGGGCAAGCAAUGGAAGGGGCAAUGCAGAAAAAGCUGAGGGAAACAGGAGAAUGGUUAGGUGACAAUGGAGAGACCAGAUUACAAUCCUCCAGUUCCAGUAUAGGAGAUGAAUGUUAUGAAAAGAUGGUAUGAAUGAGCAAUUGAGAGAGAAAUAUUAUGGGAUCAAAAAAUGUGAGAAAAACAUUAUGAUUUAUUCUUCUCAGGGUUACAAAUUGUUUUAGUCUAGUGUCAAUGUCGGAGUAUGUGCUUCAUAGGUUGAACUUAACUCAACUCCUACAAACGGCUUGUAAGGUGAGCAUUGUCCCCACUUAUAAACACAUUGUUAAGUCUUAUCUCAUCCAAUGUAGGACUCUUAAUACUGCUCACGCCCAUGAUUGGACAAAUGGAGCGUGACUUGAAAGCGGUGACCUAAUAGCAGAUGACCUAUAGGCUCUGAUACCAUCUUAGAAUUUGACUUGGACCAAACAGGACCCUGAAAAACCAUCUUGUAAGGUGAAGACUAACCCCAUUUACAAACACAUUGUCAAACCUCAUCUCAUCCAAUUUGAGACUAUUAACAAGUAUAAAUGAAUAAUUGGACAUAUAUCCUUGUAGCAUAAUUUUUUUUUUAUUAAUUAAGAAACGUGAUGCAUUUCACUAUCAAUCAAAUUAUCAAAGAGAAAAGACAGUUGUGGGAAGUAAUAAUCUUGUGUGCUAGCUAAUGAAGAUGAGUCCUUUGCUAAAUUGUAGGCAGCCAUGUUUGCUUGUCUCCGGACAAAACUUAUAUUAUAGUUUGUAAACAUCGGAUCCUAAGGUUGUCCUAAGUUGUGGCCGAUAUUGCUUUAAGAAAGUCAGACCGAGGAAAAUACCCAGCCUUGAAUAUCCUUGACACCAUAGCAUUCGGGUGCAUGAUGAGCUUCCAAGCAUUGCUAUGACAAAGAAACAAAGAUUUCAGAAAGGCGAACCACUGAACUGUUUUGGCAUGGAUAGCUUAUCCCAAGAUAUCCCGUUUUAUCCCUUUCGUGUCUCUACAAUUAGAUCCCUACUAGUAGAAAAUCCUCAAGAUAACUUAGCGUGUGUAGCAUGUGUGCUUUCGUGUCUCUACAAUUAGAUCCCUACUAGUAGAAAAUCCUCAAGAUAACUUAGCGUGUGUAGCAUGUGUGCUUUCGUGUCUCUACAAUUAGAUCCCUACUAGUAGAAAAUCCUCAAGAUAACUUAGCGUGUGUAGCAUGUGUUUGGGUUUUACAUGAACUGCGAUGUGGACAAGCAAUUACAUAGAAGCUUCAAUUUGUUGCUUCACAAACUCACAAUAUAAAUGAAUGCUUAAGAGGGUAUUGCAUAUAUUAUUUUAAUUCUUGCAUAUUUAACAGUUACAACUUCCUACACUGUAAUUUUCUA
Molecule: messenger RNA, 1728 nt
Organism: Cicer arietinum (chickpea)
Lineage: Eukaryota; Viridiplantae; Streptophyta; Magnoliopsida; Fabales; Fabaceae
Source: RefSeq, a predicted model, not a curated record